CUGAGCACUGAGCACUGAGCACUGAGCACUGAGCACUGAGCAUUCACUCCACACCAUCAGAGCUUGCUCCAAAAUGGCAAACAGUGAAGGUGCCUUUCAGGUCUCCCAAGAGCUGAAAGAUCUGGAGCGUUACAUCGACGAACAUGCUGCCGAUCCGCAGGCGGACGCCACGAUUGACCGGUGCUGUGCCUAUAUCACGGCCCUGCCUGCCAGUGUUCACUUGUUUUGCGAGAGGAGACUUCGAAAAGUGAUGACCAAUUGCCUUUACGUCUUUUCCAGCCCGAAGCGACUAGGUGCGGCCGGUGAUAACGCAUUCUUGACGAGAGUGGCGGAUAGUGUCAGGAAUUGCCAUAACUGUGUGCCCGAAUACGUCGAGACGAAAGAGGCAUUUAGAAAAUCAUUAGUGCUCGCAGGUUUUGAGCAAGAUGGCAUCGAAGCCACGAUGGAGUCCGUCAUUAACUGGGAUAAGAAUCGACUACGGAAUCACCUAUACAACGAAGCACGACGGCUACCACCGCUGACCUCGGCGGAACAGAGGGGUGAUCAAGGACCGUGGCAGUGCGCGAUUUACGAGUGUCUCUGUGUUCCACAGUACUUGAUCUCACAAGAACUUUAUGAGCCGUUCGUGGAGUGUUUUAUUGCUGUUAAACCGUUUUUGCGGUUCAAGGAUGGGCUUUUGGGGGGGAUGGUGGAGUUGUUGUAUGAGAGGCAUCCGCAUUUACGGAGGUGGGCGAUCAAGUCCUUGACUUAUCUCGCGGAUUCUAUCCAGACUGGAAAAGACACGCCGAUCAAGCCCGAUACAUUCAACAAGAUCGCUAAAGGCUCGUUCUUCCGGGCUCUACAGCGCUUCAUGGAUGGACCUCCCGACCCAGGACUCGACGGGAAUCUCGUUUUCUGGAACGGAACUGCGGUUCUUAUCAACCUCUUCGACAAAAGCACUGUCAUUGACUCUAUUUUGGGCGAGAGAUGGGAUAUCAUCAACUUCACCUGUUCGAGACUCCCACAAGACGGCCCACACCUAGUCGCCGUAAUCCGAUGCUUCACAGCCCUCGUCAAAAAUCUCGGUACGGAUUUCUGGCUCCGUGUCCACCCUCCACAACAAGGUACUUGUAUCGAGUUGAUCCUCAAUAGCUCAGCAUUGUUGGAUUGGUUGAUGAACAUCGACGGUCCACAAGAUCUGGAUUGGAUCUACCACCAGAAGCAGAAAGAGAAGGAGCAGAGAGACAAGGAGCUAUUGGGGUGGACUGAUCCACUCGCUUGGAUCCCCUACCUCAUCACGAACGCGAAAGCGUCGAACAAGCGAUUAUUCUGCGACCGUAUCAUGCCUGUCGUGCUUGGAAGCUUGCCAAAGACCCCGAAUUUGCCGGUGAAUGCUAGAGCGAAAUGUUUGGAGGAGGGGCUGAGCGUGAUGAGGACAGUUAUGGCUGAGGCAAGCGAGAUGUAUCAUAUUGAGAGUGAGGUGCAUAGUAUUAUGCAGCAGGAGAUUCGACAAAUCGGUGAUGCGAAUGCUGCGGUUAUCAUCGAGGAAGCAUUCUCUAAACUUUACCUCACGAAUGAGCGGUGGGUCACCAUCCAUGGGGAUGCGUGCAAGAUCAUCGAGUUGUGCGCCGAGAUGGAUUGUAAGCGACUCAAACAUGAAUACAAAGGCGUUACGGAGGGGAAUUCGGCACCGAGUGUGUUGUAUGGUUUCGAGCGUGGGAUGGAGUCAUUUUGGGAACCACUCUUAAGUGUUAUCUCGGCUGAUUCGCCGGAGAUGUGUGCGAUCGUACUCAAAGCUACGGCUUCGAUUGCGUUUAUGGAGGACCUCGCUAAACCAGCGGGAGGGGCUGGGAAGGCGAGCGAGAAGGAGGAUAUGUUCAGGAGGAUUAGGAAUUCGUUUCAGGAGAUUAUGCAGCAGAUUCUGGAGAAGUUGAGUGGACUCGAAUCACAUCGUCUGAAAGAGGUGUUGGCGCAUCCGGAGGCUGUGCAUGCGUUGUUGCAGCUUACGGUUUCUGUGAAUCAGUCGUUUCAGCAGGAAGCGAUUGAUAUCGUCAAGCAGGCGAACGACGCAGCUAGUCGUGCGGAGGCUAUCCAGGGGAUGUUCACGACGUUCUUUGAGGGUACGUGUGAGGGGUUCACCAAUGCCUUCGAGCAAUUCUGUCAUUACAAGCCGUUUCAGGCUGCGACGCGGGCUGUGUCGACGUUGGCAACGAUUGUGGAGGUGCUUACGUCUCCGGGGUCUGGGGUGUUGACGACGGAUAAGGAUUCUGUGGUGCGUUCGCAGGGGAAUUUGCGGGCGCUGUAUCACCUUUGGCAGGCGAUGUGGAAGGCGUUGGAUGUGUUGUUUUUGAAUUGUGUAGCGUGGGCGGAGAAGAUUGAUCGUGAUGUGAUGGUUGAUCUCAUGCGUGAUAUGCUCGAUUUGACGACGAAUUUGCUGGAUGGGUACACGGCGAUAGACGAGGUGCUUUGUCAUCUUGCGGAUAUGCCGACGACGGAGGCGUCGCGUGGGAAGACGUGUGUGACGUUGCCGGAGGAUAUGGCUGUUCCGCUCAAAGCCAUUGCGAACUGGCUUCGUCUUAACGAUGAGUAUCUGCUGCGUAAUGCGGUCAGUGUGCUUUGCAGGAUUCUGGGCAAGAUGGCGCAGUACUCGAUUAUUAUGGAUCAAGGCGUCCAUAAGUUGAUCGAUAAGGUCAUUAGGAGUGCUGCGAAGAAGGGGAAGAACAACAACCUCUCGGAGGAGCAGGUGCAGGACUUGCGCAUCGCUCUCAGCGAGCAUUAUCCGGAGCCUGAGGUUCCUGUAGCAGCACCGCCAAAGUCAAAUGUGCCAGGCUCUACUACUUCGUCCAAGAUUGACUUCAGCAAAUGGCAGGCUAACGCUGGAAGUUCCUCUGCUGCACCGAUCAGCAUCACUGAUGACGAUGUCCGGGUCCGACCCGUUGCGGGCCGGCCCGUCGAUCCGAGAAAAGCACUCGGCGUCAAACCGACAGCAAAGCCGCAGGCGAGCGAUGCAAUUACCCGCCUGCGGCAAGAAAUGGCAGCGAGCGCCAAACGGCCCAUUCCUCACCCGCAGAUACGCAAGCCCGUCGUAAAGAAAAACGAAACACCUGGAAAUUCUGACGACGAGAGUGAUGAGGAAGGAGUGAAGGACAAUGGUCUUUUUGCACUUGCUCAGGAGAGUAAGCCUGCUCCGGUGGUUAGGAAGCCGAUUGAGAGGAGGCCGAUUCAGAUGAUCAAUAUGCCCAUGGCGAAUAGGCCUAAUGUUGAUGAUAUGAGACGGCAACGCUUGAAUGCUGAGAGGAAUCUCCGAGCACGUCUUUCGCCUGAUUUGUCGCCACUUCACCGGGCAAUGUUGAAGUGGGAUCCUCAGCAUGCUGGUGAUAUGCCUCCCGACGCCGACCGACAAAAUUACCAGAAGGUUGCAUCCACUUUUGCGACGGCUGACAGGUAUAGUGCCACAUUCCUGCCACUUUUCUUGCUUGAGGCAUGGCAACAGAUUGUUAGAUGCAAGGAAGAGAAGUUGGAUCAGCCUUUCAAGUUCUUGAUUCACAACCGUGCUUCGGUCGAUGACUUUAUCGACAUCUUCGUCACUGUCUCGCACGAUGCCUUCAAGGAUACUCAUCUCUCAGACACGGACGUCAUGGCCAUUUCUCAGAUGCCUCAACCCUUCAAGAAGGACAAGGAAAACUUGGCUUGUCUCGCCAAGGUCCAGAGUACUACGAGGAAGAAGGAUGUGGUCGAAGUUUGCUUGCGCUGUAUCCCGCCGCCGGACAUGCUGUCUUACAUCCGUCCCAAGAUGGAGUUGUACGCAACGAAGCUAUGGAAUUUGACGCCUCUUCACCGUGAGUAUGCUGCGCUCAGUGGUCUUCAGUACUACGACCUCGUCGACGAUAUCAUCAAGGCUCGUAUUCGACAGUCACCCAGGCCUACUCCUGAGCAGAUUACGCGUGCCAUGAAGACUUACAAUCUCAACCAGCCUCAAGCUGCUGCCGUCCUUGGCGCCAUCAGAUCUCAGGGUUUCAGUCUGAUUCAGGGUCCUCCUGGUACUGGUAAAACAAAGACCAUUCUGGGUAUCGUCGCUGCUUUCAUGGCGGAAGGUCGUGCUAAAGGUCAGCGCAUUGCUCUUCCUGGUCAGGUUCAGGGUGCUCCUCCGCCGCCACCGAAGAUCAUGAUUUGUGCUCCUUCCAACGCUGCCGUCGAUGAAAUCGUCUUACGUCUCAAGGCUGGUAUCUAUGAUGGUCAAGGAAAGCUUUACAAGCCUAACAUUGUUCGUCUUGGUAUGAGUGAUGCGAUCAACGCUGCCGUUAGAGAUGUUACGCUCGAGGCUCUCGUUGAUGACCAGCUCGAGGCAUACAUUGCCGCCGAAAUCAACAAGAGUGGCGGACCUGUCAAGGAUGCUACCAAGUUGCGCGAUGAAAUGAACCGGGUUGUGAAGGAGCGUGACGAGAUCCGUGUUCAGAUCGAGCAGGCUCGUGAGCAUGGACAACUCACUUCCGAUCUUGAGUCUAGGUUGAAGGCUCUUACCACCCGCAAGAACAACCUUGGUCAAGCACUUGACGAGAGUCGUGAUAAGCAGAGGGCGAACAACCGUGCAAAGGAUAUUGCUCGUCGCAAGAUCGAGUCUGACAUCCUCGCUCAUGCUGAUGUCAUCUGUGGUACCCUUUCUGGUUCCGGUCACGAAAUGGUUGGACAGUUGUCUAUCACCUUCGAGACCGUCAUCAUCGAUGAGGCUGCCCAGUCCGUCGAGGUUAACGCAUUAAUUCCGUUGAAGUACGGAUGUAAGCGUUGUAUCCUCGUCGGAGAUCCGAACCAGUUACCUCCUACGGUUUUGUCGCAGAAGGCAUCGAGUUACGGGUAUGAUCAGUCUUUGUUCGUGCGUAUGUAUCAGCGUGCGCCUGAGUCUGUGCAUCUUUUGUCCAUUCAGUACCGUAUGCACUCGGAAAUCAGUCGAUUUCCGUCGAAGACUUUCUACGACUCUCAGCUUAUCGACGGUCCGAGCGUGGAUAAACAGACCGCUCGUCCUUGGCAUGCAAGUACGUUGUACACGCCCUACAGGUUCCUUAAUGUCAAGGGGCGUGAACAGUUCGGUCGUGCACACUCAGUGAUGAACAAGAUGGAAGUUCAAGCAGCUAUGGAUUUGUACGAGAAGAUCGGGAACGAAUUUUCCGAGAUCGAUUUUGAUGGAAAGAUCGGUAUCGUUACGCCUUAUCGUGGACAGAUGCUCGCUCUGAAGGAUGAAUUCAAGAAGAAGUAUGGACAGACCAUCACCACGAUCGUCGAUUUCAACACCAUUGACGGUUUCCAAGGUCAAGAAAAGGAAAUCAUUAUCCUAUCCUGUGUCCGUGCCGGGAGCGGUGAAAAGUCCAUUGGUUUCUUGGCUGAUGUCCGUCGUAUGAACGUCGCGCUCACGCGUGCGAAGGCGAGUAUCUUUAUUCUGGGUAACAGCGACCACCUCGGAUCUAGCAACAGCAAACAUUGGAGGAUGUUGAUUCAGGAUGUCAAGGAGCGUGGGUUGUUGACGGAUUUUACACCGGAGAUGUUAAGGCAGCCUACGAGGACUGGAGCGAAGCCGGUGGUGGAGACUUCCGUGGUCAAGGCGGAGCCGGUGGUUAAGAUGGAGGGACAUGCGUAUCCUAUUUUGCCUAUGGAGAAUGUUGGUAGGGAUAGCGCGAAGGAUCUCACCACGGGAACCGAGAAGCAUAAGGUUGAGGACGGGGAGGAGGGUCCAGCGGCUAAGAGGAGGAAGAUGGGUACGGAUCAGCUACCUGCCCCCGUCGCUAAGGCUCCCGCUCCCGCUCUGGCUACCGCCGUUGGGGACGUCCUCGAUAUGAGCAUGUCCGAAGCUCCCGCUCCAGACACGAAGACCGCCAACGUCGUCGCCGAGGGCGCGGCAGCUCCUCAGGCCCCACCGGCUGUUGUCAGACCACCUCCGAGGACGGUCAUGCCGCCGAGGAAGAAGGAGGAGUAUAGCUUGGGUAUAUCGUCUCGUCCGACGAACAAGCCAAUUAACAGGCCUCUGAGGGCGACAGAUGGCAAGGAUCAAGCGACGGGGCCGCAGCCGGUGAAUCGCGAUCGGCAGGCGUAGAGCGAGGGGAGU
Molecule: messenger RNA, 6073 nt
Organism: Saitoella complicata NRRL Y-17804
Lineage: Eukaryota; Fungi; Ascomycota; Saitoellomycetes; Saitoellales; Saitoellaceae
Exons: 2
Coding region: 74-6061 (1995 amino acids)
Biological process (GO): termination of RNA polymerase II transcription
Cellular component (GO): nuclear body
Molecular function (GO): transcription termination site sequence-specific DNA binding; ATP binding; helicase activity
Source: RefSeq, a predicted model, not a curated record